UUCUCAUAAGUAUCUCAACACUGCACAUCCUUAUGUAGAACUGAGCCGCCACCACCAAAAUCAGUGUUUUCCUGAGUGAGCGGGUGUCAACAUAGCACCGUGUUCUCCUGGGAGAAAAUACUAUGACACUUCCCUGCAAAUAGAGUCUGUGAAACUGUUCAAGGUCACUCCCUAGAAAAUGAUGUCGGAGAAAGAAUUAGGGACCCACGUCUGACUAUAGUUUCCAUUUCCUUCCAUUACUCGUUUUACAUUUAAAGGGACUAACACCAGUCUCUUCUUGCUAAACCAACCUUCAGGCCAACAGUAUCUUCUGAGACUUCCUGUUGAGGCAGGGAACUAUGCGGGUUAACUAGAGGGGGGCUGAGUGGAAUAAGAUGCUUAGUGGGGCCAGUGGCUCAAGUUAAUCGCCUGCUCCUAGGCCAGCUCCCCACUUCAGUUAGGCAGAGCUGUGGCCAAGGACAAGGAGAAAAUGCAACGCAAGAUUGAAGGCUUCUUCUUAUUACUUCUCUUUGGCUAUGAAGCCACAUUGGGAUUAUCAUCGACAGAGGAUGAGGUCGAGGACCCCUGGUACCACAAAGCAUGCAAGUGUGAUUGUCAGGGAGGGGCCAAUGCUCUGUGGUCGGCGGGAGCUGCCUCUUUAGACUGCAUUCCAGAAUGCCCAUAUCACAAGCCCCUGGGUUUCGAGUCAGGGGAGGUCACACCAGAUCAGAUCACCUGCUCCAACCCAGAGCAGUACGUGGGCUGGUAUUCCUCAUGGACAGCAAACAAGGCCCGGCUCAACAGUCAAGGCUUCGGGUGCGCUUGGCUUUCCAAGUAUCAGGACAGUAGCCAGUGGCUACAGAUAGACUUGAAGGAGAUAAAGGUGAUUUCGGGGAUCCUUACCCAAGGACGCUGUGACAUAGAUGAGUGGAUGACCAAGUACAGCGUGCAGUACAGGACUGAUGAACGCCUGAACUGGAUUUACUAUAAGGAUCAGACUGGAAAUAAUCGGGUCUUCUACGGAAACUCGGACCGGAGUUCUACAGUCCAGAAUUUACUGCGGCCCCCCAUCAUUUCCCGCUUCAUCCGACUGAUCCCUCUCGGCUGGCAUGUCCGAAUCGCCAUCCGGAUGGAGCUGCUUGAGUGUACCAGCAAGUGUGCCUGAUGUCUGUUUCAGCUCAGUCAGUCCUGCCACAAUGGGGAGAGCUUGGUGGGGGUGGGGGCCCCUGACAUGCCAUUGUGAUGAACAGGGCUGGAGCUUAUAAGCACUUCCAAAUUCAGAUCUGGGUAGGGAAUAUUUCAUUUUUCAAAAGAUAUAGUUUCCAAUUUCAGUGGAAGAAAGAAAAAAAAAGAGCAUUUCCUCAACUCAGCCAAAGAAAAUAAGAACAAAGAAAAUAUCCCUCAAACCAAUUUUCUUCCAUAAACCUAAAUAGCAAGGGUAAUUUGCUGAUCUCGCUCCCUCUCUUUUUCUUUUUGUCUCAGUGACACUGUCAAAGGUGCAGACCCGGGGGAACACAAAGCAGCUCUGAUAAUUUGAAAAUUCUUUUUGGCUCUUACCACAUUCAGAACAGGAGCAUACGAUUUUGCAAAGCCUCACAUGAAUGCUGAAGGCUUGCCCUUAAAACUUUCAUUAAAUCCCGACUAGAGAGGACUGGAGACAAGCAGGCAGGCAUGAAUAAAGCCGAGGGGAGCCUGUAGCAAGCCCAAGAGUCCGUCAACAGCAACCAACCAACCGACCGACCGACCAGUCAAGGCUUCCCCCUCUUGUUUUUGCCUGGAAGGGGUUUGGGCUUUUAGCCAUAGACCUGAGGGAAUUAGGGCCGGCUGGAGUUCCUUUUACAUAUAGUUCCAGUCUACGACCCAUUCAGCAAGCUGUCCAUCUGUGCUUACCAGGAAAUGAAUGCAAGUAGCAGGCUGCAUGUGUGUGGGUAGUGAGGCUUCCCUUACAUAGAGGAAGCCCAAAUGACUAGACUAUAUCACACCUUCUUUAUCUAUGGCUACAGUUUUCCAGAAAUUGAACACAUUUUGAAAACAGCUGAGGCAAGACUCUGACUACUGGGAGACCAUGCAUUGUGGGAAGGGGUCAGAGCUCAUGUCAUAGAGGGCUGUGUGGGGAUGGCUUGUCAGUAAAGUGCUGACUGUACAAGCAUACGGAGGUGAGUUUAUAUUCCUAGAAUCCAUGUAAAAAGCUAGGCAUGGACAGGUAUGGUGGCGCACGCCUUUAAUCUCAGCAUUUGGGAGGCAGAGGCAAGCGGAUCUCUGAGUUUGAGGCCAGUCUGGUCUACAUAGCAGUUCCAAGCCAGUCAAGGUUACACAGUGAGACUCUGUCUCAAGAAAAAAAGCCAGGCAUGGAGGGCCAUCCCUGUAAAUCCUACGACUAGGAGGCAGGUAGACGGGAGGAUUCCUAGGGCUUGCUGAUCAGUCUAGUUUAAUCAGUAAGCUCCAGGUUCCCUGACAGACCCUAUCUCAGAAAUAAAGUGAGGAGCAAUUGAAGAAGACACCCGAUGUGGGCUACACACACACACACACACACACACACACACACACACACACACACACACACACACACACAGGAAAAGAAGAGCCUAUAGCUUCUCUCUGAGAUGCUUCUCCCCUCCUACCUCUGCCUUGCCCACUCAAACAUGCUUGCCUGACAUGGCAUUUGAAACUUCUUUGGGUAGAAAUGGACUUGGCUCAUCACUCUCUGGCUGGAGUAGCUCAUUUAGCGGAGAGCUUUGGAGCCUGAGGGAAUGACUACUGGUCUUGGUCUCAUUUGCCACACAGCUCAUGCUGUGUUUGAGGCCCAUCUCUGGGAGAGGCACGUAGGGAGAAACUGACAAUCCACAGGAUGAGGACCCUCCAGAGACAAGGGCCUGGCCUCACACACACAGUGUAGCCUUGGCUAGCAGCUCUUUUCUCUGAGAUAACUUUCCAUUUCCAGAUAUUAAAGGGAUUGCAUGGACCCACACUAAAAUGGCCUUGGAUGGCUGGACUUGGUGGCUUACAUCUUUAAUCCCAGCACUUGGGAGACAUGGACAGGUGGAUCUCUGUGAGUUCAAGGCCAGGUCUACAGAGCAAGCUCCAGGCCAGCCAAGGCUACACAGUGAGACUGCCUCUCAAAAAUCAAUCAAUCAAUAAAAUGACCUUGGAUGUCACAUUCUUCUCAGUGAAUGGAACAACUUCUCAAAAGCCUCCAAUUUCCUACCUAGUGUUUUGGAGUUUCACAGGUGUGUGUGUGUGUGGGGGGGGGUGGCAUUGCACAAUGGCAUUCCUAGUAUUGCAACAUUUGUACAAAUCCAUUUUGGAUGAAAUUCCUGAAAGCAGACUCUUAUUUGGAAAACUGAAUUACUUUGUUCACCACACUGAGUAAUUGUCAGAGAAAAUGGCAAUAACUUAAGAGUACUGAUCAGGGAAAAAAUUAAACAAAAGGGUGUGAGGCAUGGAUAAAGACUUGUCAAAUAACAGUUCACAUCAUAAAUUUAAUAAUAGUUUUAUUAAGUUCACAUAAACAGCCCUUAUCCAUUUGAGGUGUAUAAUUCAAUGACAGUAUGUUCAGACUUGUGCAAUCAUUACCACAAGUAACUUUAGACUAUUCUUAUCACCCCAGAGAGAAUCCUCAACCCUGAGCCAUCAGCCACACCAGCCCUAGGUUACUUGUAAACCAUUUGCUGUCUGUAUGUAGAUUUUUCCUGUUCUGGGCAUUUUCCCACAUAAAUGGAAUUCUAUGAUA
Molecule: messenger RNA, 3709 nt
Organism: Peromyscus californicus insignis
Lineage: Eukaryota; Metazoa; Chordata; Mammalia; Rodentia; Cricetidae
Gene: Rs1
Product: retinoschisin 1
Exons: 6
Coding region: 470-1144 (224 amino acids)
Source: RefSeq, a predicted model, not a curated record